Auxenochlorella protothecoides is the source of this 2217-nucleotide messenger RNA. RefSeq names its product Elongation factor G 1, mitochondrial. The record is from RefSeq and is a predicted model, not a curated record. Gene Ontology annotation, cellular component: mitochondrion. Lineage: Eukaryota; Viridiplantae; Chlorophyta; Trebouxiophyceae; Chlorellales; Chlorellaceae. Gene Ontology annotation, molecular function: GTPase activity; translation elongation factor activity; GTP binding. The transcript has 11 exons. Gene Ontology annotation, biological process: mitochondrial translational elongation. Bases 1 to 2217 code for a protein of 738 amino acids.
AUGCGCCUGGACCCCAGGGCCCCGGAGCUGCUGGCCUGCUUCCCUGCCUCGGACGAGGAUCGGGCCCUCCUGUCGGACGUGAGGAACAUCGGAAUCUCUGCACACAUUGACAGUGGGAAGACCACCCUGUCCGAGCGCAUCUUGUACUACACUGGUCGCAUCAACGCCAUCCAUGAGGUGCGAGGCAAGGACGGCGUGGGAGCCAAGAUGGACUCCAUGGACUUGGAAAGGGAGAAAGGCAUCACCAUCCAGUCUGCAGCCACCUUCUGCCAGUGGAAGGACACUCACAUCAACCUGAUCGACACCCCAGGCCAUGUGGACUUCACAAUCGAGGUGGAGCGUGCCCUGCGAGUGCUGGAUGGAGCUAUUCUCGUGCUGUGCAGCGUGGGAGGCGUCCAGUCGCAGUCCAUCACCGUGGACAGGCAGAUGAGGCGAUACGAUGUGCCUCGCCUGGCCUUCAUUAACAAGCUGGACAGGGCCGGGGCUGACCCCAUGAAGGUCCUGCGGCAGCUGAGGGAGAAGCUGCGCUUGAACGCCGCAGCCGUGCAGGGCCGGUCCGCGGUCUACCUGCAGAUCCCCAUGGGUGUGGAGGACUCCAUGAAGGGGCUCAUCGACCUAGUGGAGCGCAAGGCUUUCGUGUUCGAGGGCCCCAGUGGAGACACCGUCGUAGAGAUCCCCGUGCCCGUGGAAUUCAUGGCAGAGAUGGAGGCCAAGCGCACGGAGCUGGUGGAGCGAGUGGCAGAGGUGGAUGAGGGCGUUGGCGAGCUCUUCCUCAUGGAGGAACCGGUGGACGCCGCCUCCCUGCGGCACGGCAUCCGCCGCGCCACGCUCUCCCUCGGCUUCGUCCCGGUCUUCAUGGGGUCUGCCUUCAAGAACAAGGGGGUGCAGCUGCUGCUGGAUGGGGUAACCGACUACCUGCCCUGCCCCAUCGACAUCACCAACACCGGGGUUGACCUCGCGGACUCCGAGGCGCCAGUGCCCGUACACUGCACCAGGCAAGUGAUUGUUGAGCGGAGUGGUGGAAGAGGCGGUGGGUCUGGGCCGCUGGUGGCCCUGGCCUUCAAGCUGGAGGAGGGGCGCUUCGGCCAGCUCACCUACGUCCGCAUCUACAGCGGUGUGCUGCGCAAGGGUGACAACAUCGUGAACCAGAGCACGGGCAAGCGGCUCAAGGUCCCGCGCCUCGUGCGCAUGCACUCCAACGAGUUGGAGGACAUCGCCGAGGCAGGGGCGGGCGACAUCGUGGCGCUGUUCGGCGUGGAGUGCGCGUCGGGCGACACCUUCACCGACGGCACGCGCGUGGCCAUGACCUCCAUCCGCGUGCCCGAGCCGGUUAUGAGCCUGGCGGUGGCUCCGCGCGCGCGCGACCAGAGCGCCAACUUCUCCAAGGCGCUCAACCGCUUCCAGAAGGAGGACCCCACCUUCCGCAUGGCCCAGGACGGGGAAAGCGGGCAGACGGUCAUCAGCGGCAUGGGCGAGCUGCACCUGGAGAUCUACAUAGAGCGCAUGCGCCGCGAGUACCGCGUGGACUGCGAGGUGGGGCGCCCGCGCGUGAACUACCGCGAGACCAUCACCCGCGCCGCCACCUUCGACUACCUGCACAAGAAGCAGUCGGGGGGGCAGGGCCAGUACGCGCGCGUCGCGGGGCGUAUCGAGCCCCUCCCCCCCGGCCACCCCACCAAGUUUGAGUUCGAGAACGGCAUCAUCGGCAACGUCAUCCCCCCCGCCUACCUCCCCGCCUGCGAAAAGGGGUUUGCCGAGGCCGUCAACUCCGGCUCCCUCAUCGGGCAUCCCGUGGAGGGAGUGCGCGUGGUGCUCACCGAUGGCGCCGCGCACGCGGUGGACUCCUCCGAGCUAGCCUUCAAGCUGGCCUGCGUGCACGCCUUCCGCGCCGCCUUCGAGCGUGCGGGGGCCACGGUGCUGGAGCCCAUCAUGCGCGUGGAGGUGCAGGCGCCCACCGAGUUCCAGGGCGGGGUCAUGGGCGACAUCAACCGGCGCAAGGGCGUGAUCAAUGGGUCGGAGCAGGAGGGGGACGACACCGUGCUGGAGGCCUCCGUGCCCCUCAACCAGAUGUUCGGCUACUCUACCGCGCUGCGCUCCAUGACGCAGGGCAAGGGCGAGUUCACCAUGGAGUACCAGGGGCACCAGCCCGUGACCCAGGACGUGCUGGCGGAGCUCACCUCCAACCACCAGGCCGCCAAGACCGCGGCCAGGGGGUGA